Molecule: messenger RNA, 2185 nt
Organism: Rubroshorea leprosula
Lineage: Eukaryota; Viridiplantae; Streptophyta; Magnoliopsida; Malvales; Dipterocarpaceae
Source: the annotation of a GenBank genome assembly
GCCGUUAAGGAAUUUCCGAUUUUUCCCUCAUAUACAAAUUCAACUACCCUUUUGGGUUUAAUCCUUUAUCCCAUCUUCAAAAUCCCAUAAAUUGCAGAAAUUUUGAAUAAUAAUUCGGUGCAGAUGAAGUGGUUACAGAGGACGGCGAUGAAGAGGCUGCACGUGAAGGUCAGGCCGUUGAAGCUGGAGGGAUUGUGUGGAAUCGAAGUGGAGGAUGGAGGGGGGAAAAUGGUGUCUGUUGAGAUGAUCUGGAAAGGGCCCAAUCCUGGAUUGCUUCCGUUUUACCGAUCGUCGUCUAAUCGCCAGAGAAAUCGGAGCAAUCAGAGGUCCGUCGGGGAGGAUGGGUCAGUCGAAUGGGACGAUGAAUUUGAAAGAGUUUGUGGGUUUUCGAUUAUUUCGAAAGAUCCUCCUUUGUAUGGUUCAUGGGAUGUUUGCUUCAAUAUCUUACAUGGGGACAAUGCAAAACCAAAAGGCAAAUUAGAUGUGCUGGGAAAAGUUCCGGUGGAUUUAUCACAAAUAAUUUCGAAGAUGGAAUGCUCUGAGAUCAAGAGGACGUUUCCGAUCAGUUUGAAGGUUGGUGGAACCACCGUGGAAGCUACUCUUAUGGUAUCUUUGAGCUUUGUGGAGGUGAGAUGCUCCGAUGAUUCACCGGGUAUUGUCCAAAACUCAGCAGAGUCGCGGGAGGAAGAUGGGUCGUUCAGAAUUGUAAAGGACUUAAAGCAGAACGAGAAGAAAAAGAAGGAAACGAACCGAGUGGUGAGCAGAUCGUCGGAAUCGGAGGAGUCCGGCUUGUUUGAUUCCGAUGGGUUGCUCGGGAACGAGUCGACCACCACGUGUGAAAACAGCAGUGAGGAGCUGAGUUCCGGUACCGAGUUGGAAUCCACCCAAUCUGCCCCUGAGCGCAAGACGGGAUUGUUUUCAUGGAAGAGACGGCGGCUGAGCUUUAGCUCGUCCUGGAGGAAAGCAGAGCCGGCUGCGAAGAAUACCGGCGAAGGCGGAGAUGAUGUUGAACCUUCCGGUUCUUCCCUUGAUGAACCAUUCACACCCUGGGAAUUGAGGGAAAUAAUCAGUAGAGAUAGAGAAGCAAAGCUGAAGGCCAAUGUGUUCUUUGCUUCCUUCGAUCAACGAAGCGACAAAGCAGCAGGAGAAAGCGCCUGCGCAGCUCUGGCUACCGUGAUUGCUGACUGGCUCCAUUCAAAUCCUGACAUAAUGCCAACAAGAUCAGAAUUCGACAACCUCAUAACAGAAGGCUCUUGGGAAUGGCAGAAGCUUUGCAACAACACUGCCUACACCACUUCCUUUGCUGACAAGCAUUUCGAUCUGGAGACAAUCCUGAAAGCCGAUCUCAGGCCGGUAAUAGUCCUGACGGAUAAAUCUUUCACCGGUUUCUUUAGCCCGGAGAAAUUUGAAUCCUUGAAGGGUCUCAUGUCAUUUGAUCAGAUAUGGGAUGAAAUAAGCCGCAACACUAGUGAGUAUGAAACUGGGAUUUAUAUAGUCAGCUGGAACGAUCAUUUCUUUGUAUUGAAGGUAGAACCGAAGGCAUGUUACAUUUUCGACUCAUUGGGGGAACGGCUGUCUGAGGGGUGCAACCGGGCAUACAUUCUGAAGUUUGAUGAUUCGAGUUUGAUUUACCAGAAUGUGGAAGGGAAAGAAGGUGAGGAAAAUGAACAGGUGCUCUGCAGUGGGAAAGAGUGUUGCAGAGAGUACAUGAAAAGAUUUCUUGCAGCUAUACCAGUUGGAGAACUCGAGGUGGAAGAGAGAAAGGGAACAGUUUCUGCUUCUCUUCAUCGGAAAUUGCAGAUCGAUUUCCAUUACAGCUCUUGUUCCUCUUCUUCAUCGGCAACUUCUUCUCACUUCUAUUGUAAAGAGAAGAGAAUACAUAGGUAGUUGAUAGAUAAAAGGCACACAUUGUUUCCAUUUUGUAAUUACUUUUCAUAAAAUUCAAUGUAAACCCUGAUGUGAAGGUUAAGGACUGAUUCAUCAAAACAUUCCCAGAAACCCCAAAUCCUGUUUUCCUUUGAGGUUCCUUCUCCAUCCUUGAAAGGAAGGAGUGACUCUGUUCUGUAAAAACAAGAAUAAGUUGAGUGUACUUUGAUUCUAAGUACACACAAAAGAUCUCCCAUCAAGUGCUUUUUGGGAUCUCUCUUUUAAGUUUUUAAAAGCACAAUAGACAGAAAAGUCUAUA